Cyanistes caeruleus (blue tit) is the source of this 3291-nucleotide messenger RNA. NCBI's taxonomy places the organism in Eukaryota, Metazoa, Chordata, Aves, Passeriformes, Paridae. The record is from RefSeq and is a predicted model, not a curated record.
UUUUCUUUUAUAUUUUUCUUGGUCCCAGAAUGCUUCUGAGCAAGCCGCAAGCUGUUGAAAAACUGUCUUGAGAAUGGCUUAAUGGCUCAAGGCACUGUCCCACAACCGGGCUUAAAGACACAGAGCGCGUGAAGCUCUUCUGGUUAAUGAUAGAAAGAAGACGUUCUUCUAAGUUUCAGAAGGGUGAAACUCCUCCAUGUGUGCAGUUCAGAUUGAAUGAGGAUCUCAGUAGUUUAUCCAUCUGUUGAUGACAUAAUUUACAGUGUGUGUACUGAAGUUUCUUGCCUUUUUUCAUCCGGUCUGUGAAAGUUUAUAUUUGACAGAGCAGGUCCAUGAUGUGUGCGGUCUGGCCCUGCCAUGCAGCUGCGACACUGCUGGGGCAGCACUUCAGCGGCGUUCCUGGAUGCUUUGGCUGCUCCUAUACUGUUGGCUUAGGGAGCUGCUGGACUCCCCGCUAAUCUUCUGUGGACUAUGAGCUUUCUGAAUUUUCCAAGUAUUGAAUCAGAUGAGCCGUAGUUUGGAAUUUCAUCCUUCGUUUCUUGUUAAGCCCUGGUUUCAUCCAGCAAAUCACAGGUUGUUUUCCCAGCUUAAACAUUUUUUGAUGUGUGUUUAUCAGCACAACAACAUGUUAAGGGCUGCUGGUGUGGAAGUACUAUUGAAGUUACAGGGAUUCUUCAGAAAGCUCUAUACCUCAAGAAUUACCUUUUUCCUCCCUAUUUAUUCCAGUUAAACUUGUAUCACAUAAAUGGAAGUGGUGUAGUGUCUUUGAAGAGUGUCUAAAACACCAAAGCAAGAGCAGUGUGAACAGCAUGCUUGGCUGAGAGCAGGUGUGUGCCUGGUCUAUGGUUGUUCAUCUGCAGUGUCUCUAAAAAAAAUGUGCUGUGAGUCAAAAAGGUUUUUGCUCCUCUAUGCAACACAAAAGGGGCAGGCAAAAGCCAUAGCUGAGGAAAUACACCAGCAAGCAGGUGCCCAUGGACUUGAAGCUGAUAUGCACUGUAUAAGUGAAAUGGAAAAGUAUAAUCUGGAAACAGAAAAGGAUCCUGUAGUUAUUGUUAUUUCCACUACUGGAACAGGAGACCCACCAGACACUGCCUGCAAGUUUGUAAAGAAAAUUCAAGACAAGACCUUGCCUCCUGACCAUUUCACACAUCUCCAGUAUGGAUUGCUAGGUCUGGGAGAUUCAGAGUACAUGUUCUUUUGUAAUGGUGGAAGGACAGUAGACCGACGACUUCAAGAACUUGGUGCCCAGCACUUCUAUGACACAGGAUUAGCAGAUGACUGUGUAGGUUUGGAAUUAGUGGUUGAUCCUUGGAUUGAUGGACUUUGGCUUGCCCUCAAGAAAGCAUUGCAAUUGCAGAAAGAGAAAGAAGGCAUGAACAAUGCUGUCAAGGCUGUUUCCAGCUCUCUGUCUACAGCUCCACAUGCUGUGCAUGAGCUAAAGCUAAGCCCUGAAGUACAGAACUUGAAGCUAGAAGAUGAGGGAGUAAGGGGUUCUGGUGUUCUAUCACAGAAACUGGAUGACAUCAAUCUUGUGGCUCCAGCUAGAGACACCAAACCUUCACUUGUUCAUUCUGUUCCUCCUGUCUCUCAGUCUGCUCUUAAUAUUCCUGCUCUGCCACCAGAAUAUAUUGAAGUGGAGUUUCAGGACACCCAGGGUGAGAAUCCACAUCUGUCUUCACUUAUUUCAGAGGGAACAACCUUUGAAGUGCCAGUUACAAAAGCAGUUCAGCUCACUAGGGAAGAUGCGAUAAAGACUGCAUUGCUCUUAGAGCUUGAUAUUGCAGAUACAGCCUUUGAAUACCAACCUGGAGAUGCCUUCUGUGUAAUAUGUCCCAACAAUGUCUGUGAAGUGGAAGAACUUCUUCAUGUUUUAGGACUUACUGAAAAAGGAGAUGACUUUGUUUGUGUAAAAGUCAAGCAGGGCACUAAAAAGAAAGGAGCAUCUCGUCCACAACACAUCCCUGGAAGAAGCACUCUCAAAUUCAUUCUAACCUGGUGUCUGGAAAUAAGAGCAAUUCCCAAAAAGGCAUUUUUGCGAGCUCUUGUAGAGUGUACCAGUGAUGCGGGAGAAAAACGGAGGCUUCAAGAGCUUUGCAGCAGACAAGGAGCCUCUGAUUACAAUAGCUUUAUUAGAGAUUCUAAUGUUUGCCUCCUGGAUUUACUUCAUGCUUUUCCAAGCUGCAAGCCUUCACUUAGCCUGUUAAUUGAAUAUCUUCCUAAAUUACAAGCCAGAUCCUACUCAGUGUCAAGUUCAAACUUGUAUCAGCCAGGAAGGCUGUGCUUUGUAUUUAAUGUUGUGGAGUUCCCUGCUGGUCCCUCUAGACCAGUCUCACGGAAAGGAGUAUGUACAGGGUGGCUUGCUGAGUUAGUUGCACCUCUACUGCACCCCAGUAAAAACUCUCUGCAUACAGGAGAAAGCUCUUCAACUGAAAAGAUCUAUAUUUUUCCUCGCCCAAAGAAUGCUUUCCACUUACCUGCAGACCCAUCUGUGCCAUUCAUUAUGGUUGGUCCAGGAACAGGAAUUUCACCAUUUAUUGGUUUCCUACAACAUAGGCAAAAGCUCAGAGAACAACAUACAGACUGGGUAUUUGGAGAAACAUGGCUGUUUUUUGGCUGUCGGCAUCAGGAUCGAGACUAUUUGUUCAAAGAUGAACUCCAAUGUUUUCUUGAAAACGGAACCUUAACUCAUCUUAAGGUUUGUUUCUCAAGAGACUCUUCAACUGCGGAAGUGACCCCACCUAAAUAUGUGCAAGAUGUCCUUAGGCUUUGUGCUAAGGAAGUUGCCAGAGUCCUGCUGAAAGAGAGAGGUUACUUCUAUAUAUGUGGAGAUAAAAAGCACAUGGCUGAUGGUGUAAGUGAAGCCAUAGUAGACAUUUUAAGCAUGGAAAUGGAAGCUGACACAUUGGAAGCAAUGAAAAUCCUUGCCAUGCUUCGAGAAGCAAAACGAUAUUUGCAAGAUGUUUGGAGCUAAAUGUUUAGCUUUUUCAAUAUCAUUGCAGUACAAAAUACUUCUUUUACACAUACGUUUUUAAUUAAAAGUUACCGCCAAAAGUUCUGUCAGUAGUCGCACAAAGGUUAACUUUCUCUAUUGACCUUUCCAACAGGAACAUGAAACCUUUGAAAUUACAACAAACCAGGCUGGCCUUUGAAGUGUAUGGUUUUUGGUUUUUUAGAGAUGUUUCAUAAUGGACUGUCUCAGUGCCUUGAUUUUCUUGCCUUAAGAUUGGGUUGUUGUAUAAACUAAAAACUUACGCACUUUUACAGGCAUAAUAGUAUAUUGACAUUACAUCA